UCAGAUUCAGAGGCAACACUGUACUGUACUCACUCAAACAAAGCCUGAUUUGAUUGGUUUUGUAGUAAGUCGUCUCAUAAUUGGAUGCGCCCUUCAAACUCCCCUUAGCUAGCUUAGCUUAUUUAUCUGCUGCAUCCUAUCUAAUAUCCGUAAUAUGAUCCAAAUUGAUAGAGAGAGAGAGAGACCUCCCACAUAUAUGCCAGGGGGGAAACAAAUUAAAGUUAGCAUAUAAAAAGUAGAGGCAGAGGUUUGCAUUGCAAUACAGUAUGCAUUAUGUAGUACUCCGUAUCAUUUAUUAAGUGUGUGUGUGUCACCAGAAUUUUAGUGCACUGUACUCCACUUUGGUUGCUUGUGAGACAUUCCCAGCCUCAGUCCCAUUCAAUACAGCGCCAAGUGCUCUGCCUUCUCAACAAUCCUCAAUCAGCAUAUGUCCUUUUGUUUUAUUGGCCACAUACUCCAACACUACAAUUCACUUGCAGCUAGCUUAGCUUCCAUCAAUAAUAUAUAUAGAUAGAUGCAGAAAUACUUAAAUUCUCUCUCCAUCCGAUCAGGUCAGUUUAAAGUUUAAACGCAUAUCUGAUCUGGUACGUGUUUACAACAUGUAGUGAGUAAGUUUGUCCGUCUCCAUCUCAUCUUCCGCUCUCCCUCUCUCUUAAAGCUCCAGAUUUGAUUUGCCAUGGAUAAAACUAAUUAUUGUCUCCAAUUUCCAUUUCGCUACUCUUUGUUUAACAUAGUAGCCUCCUUUUAUAUCAUCAUCAUCUUCUUUCCGUGUGCAAUCUCUGGUACUGCCGCGGCCGAGUCCGAGUGCACCUGCAACGGCAACGUUGAAGGUCAAUUACACUACAGCAGCAAAGAGACAUUAGUCACAGUGGACUCUCUCAAAUAUAGGCUAGUUGCAAUUGCUUCAAUUCUGGUUGCAGGUGCUGCUGGGGUGAGCAUCCCGCUUCUGGCUAGAAAGUAUGAAUUUUUAGGGCCGGAGAAGGAUAUAUUCUUCAUGAUCAAGGCCUUUGCCGCAGGUGUGAUCUUAUCCACAGGUUUUGUUCACAUACUGCCUGAUGCAUUCCAGACACUGACAUCGCCGCUCCUUAAAGACACUAAUCCCUGGGCCAAAUUCCCUUUCUCUGGUUUAAUUGCGUUGACCGCAUCCAUUGCAACUUUGAUGGUGGACACGCUUGCUAUGAGCUUUUUCAGGAAGAAGAUGAUGCACUUUGACAAGACAAAACUGCCGCAGGUAAGUGCAGAUGAAGAAGAGGCCAAAGAUGCUGCUGCUGCAGAUCACAUGCACAGACAUGGAGCAGCAGCAGCAGCCGUGUAUCUCGAUCCCCCGCCAUCUAAUAAUGAAUUAGUGCACCUAUCGGAUCGAAUACGACAGCGCGUCGUAUCGCAGGUACUGGAGCUGGGAAUUGUGGUUCAUUCAGUCAUAAUAGGAUUGUGCUUGGGUACUUCACAAACCCGUGAAACAAUAAGACCUUUGUUAGUUGCUUUGUCAUUCCACCAGUUCUUUGAAGGGAUGGGACUUGGAGGCUGCAUCGCGCAGGCAAAAUUCAAGUCUGUAUCUACAGCAGUGAUGGCAGUAUUUUUUUCCCUGACCACCCCAGUUGGGAUUGCAACCGGGAUCGGGAUAUCCAGUGUGUAUAAUCCACAUAGCUCCACUGCACUAAUUACACAAGGCGUUCUCAAUUCUGCCUCCGCAGGCAUCUUGAUUUACAUGGCUCUUGUUGAUCUGCUAGCUGCUGAUUUUAUGAAACCAAAGAUUCAAAAUAACGUCAGACUUCAGCUGGGGGGCCAUGUUUCCCUUGUUCUAGGAGCUGGAAGUAUGUCUGUAUUGGCCAUGUGGGCCUGAUGGGAUGGAUGAUCUUAUUCAUUCAAUUCCCUUCCCCCUCAGGCCUCAGCUCACUGUUACGUACUUUCUCCAUCAUGUCCUCUGUCUCAUCUACCUCUAUGCGUGAUUGCAGUGUCAUCCAUCUGUAAUAUAAAUAAAUAAAUUGUUCAUUUCUGUUUGAAA
Molecule: messenger RNA, 2005 nt
Organism: Ipomoea nil (Japanese morning glory)
Lineage: Eukaryota; Viridiplantae; Streptophyta; Magnoliopsida; Solanales; Convolvulaceae
Product: zinc transporter 5-like
Exons: 3
Coding region: 677-1843 (388 amino acids)
Biological process (GO): zinc ion transmembrane transport
Cellular component (GO): plasma membrane
Molecular function (GO): zinc ion transmembrane transporter activity
Source: RefSeq, a predicted model, not a curated record